GAAGAAACCCUAGAUUUAUAUAAAGUUUUAUCGACCUGAUCCGUCACUUCUUUCUCUGAAGCCGGAACCUAAAAUUGUAUCUUACUCGCAUUCGCUUCAAUGACUAAGGGAACGGGAAGUUUCGGAAAGAGGAGAAACAAGAGUCACACUCUUUGCGUGAGAUGUGGCCGUCGCAGUUUCCACAUCCAGAAGAGCCGUUGCUCCGCCUGUGCUUACCCCGCCGCUCGCAAGAGGACGUACAACUGGAGUGUGAAGGCAAUCCGUAGAAAGACUACUGGAACUGGAAGGAUGAGGUACCUUCGCAAUGUCCCUCGCAGGUUCAAGACCGGAUUCAGAGAAGGUACCGAAGCCAAGCCAAGGAACAAGGCAGCUGCUUCAUCAUCUUAAAUUGCUGUUUGAGUAUCGCAGAAACUUAGAUUUCGGCUUCUGAGUUUGUUCGCAAGAUUACUAUUAAGCUUCUGGUUUAAACUACCUUUUGGUGUGUUGAUUACUCUUUUAUAAAAUUUUGGACUUGGAUAAUAUUGCUGUUUCCUCUUCAAUCUGCAAGUCUUUUAUUUCCAUUAU
Molecule: messenger RNA, 564 nt
Organism: Eutrema salsugineum
Lineage: Eukaryota; Viridiplantae; Streptophyta; Magnoliopsida; Brassicales; Brassicaceae
Product: 60S ribosomal protein L37-2
Exons: 4
Coding region: 100-387 (95 amino acids)
Biological process (GO): translation
Cellular component (GO): ribosome; cytosolic large ribosomal subunit
Molecular function (GO): structural constituent of ribosome; RNA binding
Source: RefSeq, a predicted model, not a curated record